GCUCUGCCUUGGAAAGGGGAGGCGUUAGGACCCAGGUGGGAGGGAGCAGUGGGACUUUUUGCCCUCUUGCAGCCAGGCAGAAGAGAGGCAGGCAUUUGGACAGGAGAGAGACCUCCAGGCUGCCUGCCUCCAAUUCAUCCAGCUUCCUCUGGAGCAGCUGCGUGCCCAGCUUUGCCCCGGACCCAAAAUGAGGACCGUGUGCCGCCUCCUCCUCCUCCUCCUCUCUGUGCCAGGGCUGAUGGUCCAGGGCCAGUACGACAUUGACGACCCCUCCUACCACGACACACCGUAUGGCCCUUACGAAAUAGGCAACCAAGCCUACUACGAUUAUGCCGGCAACGACAUCACCCCACGGACCCCCGAGGAGCAGUAUCAGUACCAGUCCCAGCAGCAGAACCAACAGGAAGUGAUCCGCGCCCCGACCGCCGACAUCCCCGAAACAGAACCCACAGAGCCAGGGCCGCUUGACUGCCAAGAGGAGCAAUAUCCCUGCACCAGACUCUACUCGGUCCACAAACCUUGCAAGCAGUGUCUGAACGAGAUUUGCUUUUACAGUCUCCGCCGGGUUUAUGUCAUCAACAAGGAGAUCUGCAUCCGUACAGUCUGCGCCCAUGAAGAACUGCUCCGAGCCGACCUCUGCCGCGACAAAUUCUCCAAGUGCGGCGUGAUGGCAGUCAGUGGGCUCUGCCAGACUGUGGCCACCUCCUGCGUCAGAAGCUGCGGCGGCUGCUAAGACGGGACGCUGGAGCCCUGCCCGGAAACGCAACCCCCCCGCCGAAGAAGGAAGCCAAGUGCCCCAGCCACGGUGCCACGCCUGCCUGCCUGCCUGGCUGCCCCCUCCUGUCCUUGGAAGUCUCACCCCUGCGACGGAAAGCACAGGAGGCAGGCGGCUGCAAGCCAAGCUGUCGUCUUGUGCCCUCAGUAAUCAAGUGUGUGCGUUUCAAGGGUGUAUUACUCGAGUUUGUCUUGCAGAAGUCUCUGGCCGGAGGCCUUUGUCCUCUGCGCUGGCUUGUUUGUACAUGUCGGGCCUGAUGUAUAUUUGCAACUAGCCGGGUGUGUCCGGGGGGUGAGGAGUCCGCCUGGGUUUGGUUCCCCUUCACUGUGAACCAAGCAGGACAGGAGGCUCAUGGCAUUCCUUUCUGGAAUCUCUUUCGGUGGGGGGGGGGGCGGCGGUUUAAAUGCUUCACGGCACAGCCUCCUUUCCCCAGUAGCCCUUGCUGCCACUGGCAGUGCCAACAGCAGAUGCUCCACUUUAUAGCCACUUUCUGCCGGGCGCCCUCUUGAGUGCCCAGUUCUCCCCAGGGGAGUGUGGGCUUAAAAAACAGCCCCCCCCCAUGAACAAACCUCUUGUUGUGGCUGGAUGUACUCUCUGGCCAUGAUCCGCAGCCUUUCAAGUGGUUGACAUCUUCGGGCAGGUAACGCACCUGGAAGGUAGACCCAGACUGCGGUGAGUGGCCGUUAGGCUAGCUAGCCAGAAAUCGGGCAGCCUUUGGAAUAGCAUGUGCAUAUCCGUGGCAUUUUAUCCCAGCAAGAGAAUCUGUUGUUUUGUCAUUGUGUCUUUCCCUCCCGGUAAGUUGCAAGUCUUUUUGUUUUUUGUUUUUUUGUAUAGAUCAUUUCUUGGUUGUUGUUUCUCCUUUUUCUACAAAAACAUUUUGAAAAAAGAAAUAAACCCAAAAGUUACAACUU
Molecule: messenger RNA, 1686 nt
Organism: Hemicordylus capensis (graceful crag lizard)
Lineage: Eukaryota; Metazoa; Chordata; Lepidosauria; Squamata; Cordylidae
Gene: MFAP2
Product: microfibril associated protein 2
Exons: 9
Coding region: 188-733 (181 amino acids)
Biological process (GO): embryonic eye morphogenesis
Cellular component (GO): microfibril
Source: RefSeq, a predicted model, not a curated record